UUAAGCGCGAUGGGAAGAAUGCCGAGUUCGGACAUUUUAGUGCUCCUCUUCAUCCAUGUACUUCUAUUGCUCGUGCGAGCACAGAGCCCUGACACAGAAAGCUUGGAGGCUGGCCCUACUAAUCGGCGGAUAUCGAUUCCCACAAUCAUAGCGCAAACGCAUUGCAGAUGGAACGAAAAGUGGAAAUGGUGCCAAAGCCCCGACUGUGCUGAGUGGAAAUGCGAGUACCUGUUCAAAGAGUUUCCCGAGAAGUGCCGCUUUGGCUGCAGGAGCAAGUGCUUCUGUCGACGAGGUUUCUUCAGAGAUUACCAGGACAAAUGUGUGGGUUACUUCAGAUGUCUCUACCAACGCAAGCACUACCAGACCGGCCGCCAAGAUUUGCAAGUGGAAUGAAAGGUGGAAGUGGUGUCAGAGUCCCAACUGCGGCGAGGCGAGAUGCGAGUACCUGUUUACGGGGUGGCCUGCACAGUGCCAACUUGGGUGCAAGAGCGCAUGCUUUUGCCGCCGUGGUUUCUUCAGGGACGCCAAAGGUGUCUGCGUUGGUGCACUUCGAUGUCUGUUCAACCGUAAACUCUACGUUACAGGCACUACAAGCCGCGGAGAGUAAGGGUAAUAUCGUCUUACGAAUACCCGAGGUGCGAAGUGUGUGUCUGAAGAUACGAGAAUAAUAAAAAUUGUGACAAGGGUGUCACAGGAUGCAGCGAUAGAGAGAGAGAGAGAACC
Dermacentor andersoni is the source of this 723-nucleotide messenger RNA. NCBI's taxonomy places the organism in Eukaryota, Metazoa, Arthropoda, Arachnida, Ixodida, Ixodidae. The record is from RefSeq and is a predicted model, not a curated record.